UGUGACUGUUGUGUUCCGGUCAGCUGAUUUACGGAAGCAGCAGCAGUUAGCAUCCUCCGUGAUGAGGACCCGGUGCCACCGACCGGACCGAACCUGACAUGACACAGACGACAUCGUAAAACCAAUCCAAACCUUGAACAUCUGGAAUUACACCUGAGACUGCGUUAUUGAACUCUCCUGUAUCGAGGACCGGAUCCUGACAGAAACAGCAGGUAGCUAGCUACGUUAGCAGCAUUAGCUUAGCCGAGAGGCUAAAUAUGUCACUGAACCAGCAGGCCUAUUUGAGCUGGAUUAGCAUGUAGCAUGGUUUUCUGAGGGAUAUUUUUCUUCAUUACAUUUAUUUUACUGCUGGAAUGUAAGUAAAUGAAAGCUGGCUCUGUGACUAACUGUUACUUGACCCUAUUGAAGUAAAUCCAGCUAAUGGUCUUGACGGGAUCUAACAGCAGUGAGCUCCUGAUAACAGAUAUUCAGACUCUCAGUCAAACCGUCAAAGCCUUUAAAUAUGCGUUAAUAAAGAGUACGGAAGAUCGGGGGCGGCUAUUACACUCAGCAUUUCACUCAGCAAUCCACAGACUGCUUAAACUAAAACAUCCCAACUGUACAUUUAUUGAACCCAAUACCUGUCUGCUAAUAUCCCAUGUCAAAUUAAGGUAAAUAUGUGUGAUAUGGAGGCCUUAAACAGAUAUAAACCUUUAUAUUUUAUUUUGGUUGUUUACAUUUCCCAAAAAUGAGAAAUGUCCAUUUGUUUUCUCAAGAUCUUAAAUCGUGUGUCUCAUUAUUCCGAGACAACAAAGCUAGUUUAUAUAGUGGCAACCAAGGUGUGAAUGUUAAAAGAAUAUAAGCCAUGUGUGAAUCUGUACUAAUGAAUUAUAAAUCCCUGCCAGCUGGUCAGUACACUUUUUCUUUGUUUAGAGAGGGAGGUUUGGACCAUUUCCAUAGCAACCACAUUAGAGAUAGGCCAAUUGAUUGGUUGGCUUAUAAAUAGUGUUUCAACACUAUGUUGUCUUCCUCAAGGUUGAUAUCCCAUCUUAAACAGUCACUGACUUUUGUUUAAUAUACAUUUUGUUAUGGUUUAAAAAGUAAUAAGGUUGAGCCUACCAGCUGUUUCAUUUUUGGUAUAGGCAGACAGCAACAGCUGUUGAAAAACUAGACUACUAGUGCUGUAGGGCUUUUUGCAUUGGACUUUUCUCAGCCUUCACUGUCUGCUUACACCCCAUGUCAAAUUAAGGUUAAUAUGUGUGAUAUGGAGGCCUUAAACAGAUAUAAACCUUUAAAGUUUAUUUUGAUUAUUAAUGUCUCUUAAAAGUGAGCAAUGUCCAUUUGUUUUCUCAAGAUCUUAAAUAAUUUGUCUCAUUUUGUGUGACAACAAAGCUAGUUUAUAUAGCAGCAGUUAAGGUGUGAACGUUAAAAGAAUAUAAGCCAUGCGUGAAUCUGUACUAAUGAAUUAUAAAUCCCUGUCAGCUGGUUAGUACACUUUUUCUUUUUUUAGAGAGGGAGGUUUGGACUAUUUUCAUAGCAACCACAUUAGAGAUAGGCCAAUUGAUUGAUUGGCUAAUAAAUUGUGUUUUGACUCUAUGUAGGCUCCCUCAAGGUUGAUAUCACAUCUUAAACAGUUACUGACUGUUAUUUAAUAUACAUUUUGUUAUGGUUUAAAGAGUAAUAAGGUUGAGUAUUGCUUCCCAGAGACAUUUCACCUAUGAUCUAAAAUCCAUAGUCGAAACCCAAUUUAUAUUUUUUCAUCUAUCAAUCAACAAUCCAUUAAAGAAUUGUCACUGGUUAAGAUAGCCACGUGUUUUAAAUUUAAAUUUACAUAUAAUCAUAGAUUUAUACUUGACUUUCUUCUGUUCUCUUCCAUAUUUAUUUAGCUUGAUUUUUUUCUUAUAAAUCAUUUCAGAUAACUGGACAAAAAUCCAAAAGUCGCUUGUGGCAAUAUUUUAGUGAGCCAAGUUUUUUUUUUCCACCUGCAUAUUAAGGUAAAUUAUCACUGAAGCUCAGAAAUUUAGUUUUUCAUUUCUUAGUAUUUCCUAAACAAAAAAAACAAAAAUAAUAAUAUAACAAUAUACAUCAGCCUACCUGCUCUUUCAUAACUGAUGUCGUCAGACGGCAACAGCUGUUAAAAAACUGAUAUUGGUCAACUAGACUACUAGUGCUGUAGGGUUUUUUGCAUUGGACUUUUCUCAGCCUUCACUGGUUCAGAUAAAUAUGAUGUACAAGACAGAUAAGCUGCAAUGGAAAUGGUUGGCUCCUUAAAGAAAGAAACUGAAUUGAAUAGGAUUUAAAUAAUAUCAAAAUGUCAUGAUACGUUAUGUUUUAAUAAUGAGUGCAGGGUACUGUAUCUUGCAAUGUUUGAAACAAAGAGACACACAAAGACUUGGGAUUUAUGGACAUUUGAUAAAUGUACCACUUGGUCCUAGAGACUAAAUCAAGUCCUCAAAGCAUGAAUGCUACCAUUUAGACAGUGAUACAAAUAUAUUCCUUAAAUACCAUCUGGCAGGGUCUAACUAUUGUUCUUCUGUUGAUCAUUACAUUUUUUCCCCUAUUUUGUCCCCUAAGACUAGUAACAUAUGAGCUGUAAAUGUUAAAACAAGGAAAUACACCUUUGCUUUCUGCAGAAUCUUUCUUUCUGUCUGUGUAAGAAAAACCCCUGCUUAGAUUUUUGUUUUGGUAUUUCUUUCAGUUUGCAUUCCAUAAAUUGAUUAUCUUAGUCAAAAAAAAAAAGGAACAGGGUUGGGCAUUAUGAUGAAAAAAAAGCUGUUCUGUGGAAUGAUGAGUCCAUAUGAUUCUUAUUCAUACUCACAGAUUUGCACAUGAGCAUAUUUUUUCUAUACGUGUGUGUGUUUUAACUAGAUGUCUAACAUAUUCAUAGGAGACAGGAUUACCCACUGAAGCUGAGGCUUUUGACUCCUCUGACUAGCUACACACACAGCGAGAGCUGCCUUUUAUGACACCCAACAUGGGCUUUGACUGUUAAAGUAUACUAACAGUGAUCAGAAGGAUUGUGUCACACCACCACAUACAGAAGAAAAUGAGACAUCACUUUCUUAAUUCCACUACACUCAAAAUACCUUUUUUUUUUUUUUGCAUCUGAAAGCUUUUUUCUUUCUCCUCCUCUCUCUUGCUUCUCUUGUCAGUCCAGGAGAAACACAUCCACUCCUCCUCAUAUGGUGUUCGUUGUUAAUUCAUGGACAGAGGUUUAUGCUGAUUAGUGACUAUUGGGAGUGUGUGGUCAUUCUACAAUCAAUUGGCAUUCAUGAACUUUCGUCACUGCAGUCAAAAUGGGGUUUUCUGCAGCAUUAAUGAAUCAGGAGUAGACUAUUCGUACCAGUGAUGUUUAAGGUCCUUACACACCGGGGCCGACACGAAUAUAGAACACGAAAUCACAAAAUAUUCAGAGGUGAAUUUUGUCGCGCCUGACUAUACACAUCAACCCGAUGCGAUUUUGCGACUUUCCAAGGAGAAAAAGAUGCAUCCCGGGAAAGACUUUUCCGGGGGAAAGUCCCACCUCCUUUGCUUCUGAUUGGCUAGUAAAGCUGGAAAUGUCAUCACACGCUCAAGCCAAACGGUCAGCACUUACAGCCAAUCAGAGGCGAAGGAGGGUGGGACCUUCCCUUAACAACCUACAGCGUCCCGGGUGGAAGCGAGAAGACAAAAAUGGAGUCUACUUCAACUUCAAGUGAUGGCGAAUUGGUACUCCUUUUGUUUUUUCAAAAGAAAAAGAAACGUAGCACAUGGGUGCAUUCAAUAUUACAAAAAAGAAGAAAAUUUGGUGAGUUUCACUGCUUGGUUCAGGAGCUGAAACUGGACCACGGUCGCUUCAGAAUUUAUCUUCGUGUGUCCGUUGGAAAUUUUGGAGUUCUGCUAAAACAGUUAGCUCCAAGUUUGAAGAGGCAGAAGACUAGACACUAGACACCAGUGUUGAGAUGGCUUUCUGUCAUGAUAGCAUGUACUAAGUCGGGGCCAGUACCAGAUAAGCACAUGAAACUAUGGUAACAACCGUUGGCAUAGGUUAGCACAGAUGAAAGUUAAAACAAAGACGUUUAGCAAACUGUUAAAGCACACAAACCAUCGGCACAUGAGAGAUCCGACGCUAUGACUCUCCACAAGUUGUCCUUCAGGUCAUUAUCUUUGUAAUGUGUGUGCAAACGAUCAUAACCAAUCAGCCAGUUGUGGUCGGCCAUGUUGGAUAUACCAGUAAGUCUGACGUGGCAACAGCGCGAAAUCUGAUUGGUCAGAAAUGGACACACAGUAUGCGAAACUUUGGAAAAAUUGACCAUGAUCCUAAAAAAUAAAUGCCGCAAUAUCACAGAACAGGAAAACUAAGCUGAUAUGAACGCUUGACAGGAUUGACAGGAUACGGGUUCGAAAAAAAAUAUUGACGUCCGAAAUAAUCGCUCAACAAAAACGGUCCUGGUGUUAAAGGACCUCUAUGCGCAAAUCUAUACACAUGUUUAAGUAAAGACAAUGGCAAACCACACUCUGCAGGGAUUACAACAUCAUGGCUCUGUAGUAGAAGAGUCCUACUGCUAAACGGGUCUUCCUGCAGUCCUGACCCAUUAAAAAAAUUUGGAGCAUCAUGACACACAAAAAAAAAAUAGGACAAAGGAGACCCUGAACUGUUGAGCAGCUGAAUCCUCUAUCAGGCAAUAAUGGGAGUACAUUUCAGUUUCCAAACUCCAGAACCUGGUCUCCUGGGUUCACUAACGUUUACAGAGUGUUGGUGAAAGAGGAGCUGAUGACAGAAUGAGAAACAAGACCCUUGUGAAGUUUUAAAAUGAGCUCAUAUUUUGCAGAAAAUAAACCCUUUAAGUCUCAUUUAUUUUCUUGUGUCUGCACUAUUUUACAUGAAAAUUGGCUCCAAAUUCACUCCGCCCUGUAGUCCUGUCUCCUUGCAUCUUUUGAUCAAACCUGAAACCACUUAACAUUUUUUAUGGAUUACACCUUUAAAUAUCCUGGCUUUAAAUAGACUAGUGUUUCUAAAUUCUUCCUCUUUGGCUUCUUUUCUUCCUCCCUCCAUCCCCUGCUUCUCUCUGCCUCUGUUUACUGGAAACUUCUUCUCCUCCGCCGGCCAUCUGAAGGUCUUUUUCCAUCCUCAGAGCCAGAAACGGACGCUGCUGACAAAUCCACAGUGUCAGGCUGAACUGGAUUCAAUGGUACAAGUUGUUUCGUUGGGUUGAAGGAGCUGCUGUGUGCGUGUGUGUGUGUGUGUGUGAGUGAGUGCGUGCAUGUGUAGUUGAGUGUCACGGAGGAACUUUAUUGUGUUUUUGUGGCACUGUUUGGAACGAGCCACAUCCGAGUACAGACUCAAGGGGGCAAAUCUGGAAGAACAGAGUGUUUUUAAAACAGAUGAUGACAUUUCCUUUCAUAGCCCCUGAGAGUCAACACCAGAAAUAAAGAGUUCUUCCUACUUUGUUUACUACAGAAGAGAGUGUUUUAGAGACGUAAUGGGAGAAACACACACUGAGCCUGUUCCUGAGCUGAAUAUAAGGUAUCAAAGAGAACGAGCGGAAUCAGCUGUGUGACUAAAUACAGAGUCAGGCUACACAGAAGGACAUUUGGGAGUACAGACACUCUGUUCAGACACUUCAUACUCUGUUUCUCCUGUCUGUGGUUGAACCUGCAGCUUAAAUCACUCACUUCCACCCACUAAUGUUUAAGUGUAGCAAGCUGCUGUGUGUGUGAAUGAGCCAUAGAUCUGUUGAUGUGAAAUGCCGCAGAGCCUCUCUGAUGUUCCUUUUCUCCUCCUGUCCUACAGAGGGAGCCGGAUCAGGAGGAGCAGCCUGAAGACAACAUGCCCCCCAAGUUUAAACGACACCUCAACGAUGAUGAGGUCACAGGAUCGAUCCGCAGUGAGAGGGUGAGAUGAGGAGGAAGUUUGGGAAAACAGUCAGUGUAUUUCAUCUACAGCGGAAACUGAAGAGUAGUUUGAUUGUUGACUGAUCAUUGAUAAUUGAAACAGUUAAUUAACCAAUCAGUUAAUAAUGAGCACAGUUACUUUUUUAUUUUGAACGAUUUAUUUAUUAACGUUUUUUUCAUAAACAGUAUACAACUUAAAUAUCAACAAUAGAACUACAAAUCCCCCCCCCCCAGCUGUCAAUCAUGGUGUUAUAGCCCCUUUUUAUAACAUUAAAUAAGUGAGUCAAACUGAACUGGUCAGAAAAAUGAAUACUUGAACAUAAAUCAGCAUGAGAAGAACAAAUGUUAAUGACAGAAACCACAUUUGAGAAACAUUCAAUUGACCUGGAUGUGGACUUUCUAGUUUGACCCAUGUCCCAUCGGUUAACAUGGAGGAGGCGGGCUUUGUUAUAUUUGCUGUAGCCAGCCUGCAGGAGGAGUAAAUGUGCUUCAGUUAUUCUUGAUUUAUUUUGCGAUGCUGAUGUUCAGGGUUAUGCUUAGGGAUGGGAAUUGUUAAGAUUUUAUCGAUAUCGAUGCCAUUAUCGAUUCUGCUUAUCGAUUAAAUUCUUUAACGAUUCCCUUAUCAAUGCCUUUCUUUGAUUUAAAAAAAAAGUAGACUAAAGGUUUUCGCCGUUAACUCUAAAUUUUAUUGAGUCUCUGAUAACAGUAGUCUAAAAAUAAUCAAAUGAUAAACUAAUUGUACAGUGUUUACUUUAAUCGGUAUCAAGUCAAAUUAGGGUGACAAUAUUCUGGAUCCCCAAAACGAGGACAUUACUAAGCGGGAGGCCGAGUCGUGUGCAAAAUUUUGAGGGUUUUUUGGGUCGGGUUGAGUGUUUUUGAUGCUCUUCUAACUCAGUUAGUCCAAGUCUGGCAUGCAUUGCGCUUACGUUAACACAGUACAUACGUACCUUCCAUGCCGUUGCUGAGAUGGAGCAGCAGCGGCUGACGACCGGAAGAAAAGAAUCAUUAAGGGAAUCGUUAAGAUAAGAUGUAAAGGAUGUCGAUGGAUUGAACCAUUUGGAACCGGUUCUCAACAAGACCCAGUUCUCGAUUCCCAUCCCUAGUUAUACUGCAGAUGAUUCAAGAUAGGCUAACCCCUGUUCCUUCUUUUAAGUCUGUUUUUGUGCAAACUUUAUGAAACCCUAACGCCGUUAAGAGCCGAUGCAAAAAGAUUUGGAUGUGAUCAUCAUGAGGAGUUUGUUCAUCCUGGUAGAGUCUGCGGGUGGUAAUUAUAGAUAGAGGCAUCAGUGGAAAGGUUAGAGGAUCUAAACUGGAACGAAUGACUCCGGAUGACAAAAAAACUCAUGGAAAAGGAUGAGCACACAGAGAGUGGACCACAGAGUGUUGUGAUAUUUAAGGAGAGUGAAGUGAGUAAACUUCAGAUGCUCCUGCUGCCAAAUGUCUGUUUCUCAUCAGUCUUCAUCCCCUUCCUGCGCUACUCCCUCAUCCUCCCUCUCUUUCUGUCCUUCCCCCCCUCUUCUCUUCUCUCAGUGUAAUCCUGUUUGUUGUUGUGUUGUUGAGGUAGGAUCAAAGCUGAGAUUACAGGGAGACAAAAAGCUUGUUCCACCUUCAUGCUCUCUUUUUACUGCCUCACCCCCGGCCCUCUGGUAAUAACUACCAGCUCUUCCUCACCGCUCACAUACUACAGCGUGGAAACAAAGAGAGAUCAUCAGAACGUCUCUGUUUCUUUAUGAUCAUAUGGUCACCAUCCCCUCAGCUUCUCUGCACAUGACAGCUUAUUUACAAGAAUAUUGAAUGUCUCUUUUGAUAGCCAGCUGUCAGUGUCUUUUUUCUGUUUGCUCUUUGCAGUGACGGCAAUAAAAAAAUCGCAGAAAUGAAGACUAACUACCUGAGAGUUUAAUAUAAUACCGCCUCUAUCAACCAUUUGAAUGCAUGCUUUGACUCCUGCUGGUCAUUCCCAAAUAAACUAAAAAGACUCCUCUCUUCCAACAGAAGUGUAUAAAUUCCUCCUGUCUCCUCUUGGUCCAGCUCUCCUGACAGGAUUUAGCACAGCUGUCGUCUCUGAUUCUCUCUGAAUGGCGUUUUAUGCUCUGCUCUGAUUGAAGACAGCAGCGGUUCAGGUGUGGUUCUGAUCAGGAUGGGGAGAAACCUCUCUGUUCUUUCACUUGAGGGUGUUCAGGUUCACUUUGACUCUGUAGAAAACAAACAGUCCUCUGAAGAGUCCAAACUGCAGAGCAGUAUCUGUCUUUGUCAUCCAGUCAUCAUGCUGUAAAACGUCUGUCGUACCUUUGUUUCGAUCCAUACCUGCCUUUCCAAAAGAAGAUCAUCUAUAGAAGAGUACAGCAUCUUUAUGCAAACUAGUGGAGUCAUUAUCAAGUCUUUUUGGUUAUCCUGGUGUUCUGAUUGAACUCCUGAACGUUAAAGAAAGUGGGUAAUAAGCAGCGUUUAGUGUUCAGACUGCAGCCUCCUGUGAAAUGCUGCUUGAGUUUGAUUCCCAAAGAUCCAGAGGUGCUGUUCUUACCAAGUCACCUUCCUGACAGGCAGCACUUGUCUCUGUUUUGAGAUGUUAGCUGGCAGCUUACACACCUGUACCUCCAGGUAGCUUGGGAUCUCUUCUGCUCUUAAGUUUGCAUCCCCUCUUUUUUCCUUCAGAGCAUCGAGUCACGUUUUUCCAGCUUCAUGAAGGUGUCAAGAAUCACUCAUUAUUUAGUUUGGUUGUAUUUUGUCUCCUUGAAGCCUGCAGACCACAACAGCAGAUCAGUUUACUGCAGGUAGAUAAGCAUGUCGGCAUUCCAUCAGUAAUUGUUGCAGAAAACUGUAGCCUACCUUGAGUGCAGGUUCUCUGGGCCAGUUUCAUGUUGACAACCCUGAGCUGUCCGACAUCCAUUGUUUUUUUCCGUUGGGGGUUGCGGGGGAGCUGGAGCCUAUCCCAGCAUCUUCGAGCAAAGGCAGGGGACACCCUGGACAAGUCACCAGUUCAUCGCGGGGCUGACAUAUAGAGACAAACAAGCAUCCACACCCACAUUCACACCUACGGACAAUUUGAAAGUGGCCAAUUAACCAAAUCCCACUUGAACAGUUUUUUGGGAUGUGGGAGUAAACACAUGCAGACACAGGGAGAAGAUGCAAACUCCACACAGAAACGCCCUGACCCAGAUUCAAACCCAGGACCUUCUUGCUGUGAGGCGACAGUGUUAACCACCACACCACUGUGCCGCUCUGUCCGACACCUAUUGUGGUUAAAACACUUACUACUGACAUGUAACUCAUGAAUCCUCACUUCAAAAACUCUGAAAAAUCCCUGUAUCUCUCAGCACAGGAAAAUUAAGUAAACUAAAUGCACUGACAGACUUUUCAUUCACAUUCACUUUCUUUCACUGCUGGAAAAACUGUACACUUGUAAUCUUUGUGCACUUAUCGAGGAAUAAAAACAACUCCACUGAUAUCAGGCCGUCAUAACUUUUUUAAAUCAGGUGUUUUUGGACAGCUCCAAAAACACCUGCCUCUCUGCAGGGACAGUCACACAUACAACCUAUCCUCAGAUUGGGUUAUCUGACCUCUGACCUUUUUUUCUUCUUUUCAGAGAAAUCUCCUGGAGGAGGACUCUGAUGAAGAGGAAGAUUUCUUCCUGUGAGUUUCUACAAAGAUAUAUUCUCCUUAAAUAUUUAAUAGCAAUAAAUCAACUGUGCUUAAAGUGAAGUAUACAGCAUCCAAUAGUCCCCCAUUAUCAAGACCCGGAGUAAUAGUUCCAUGGAACAUACGUAGCAUUAGUAUUAUAAACAGUCAGAGCAGGUUGUUAAAGUCAGCUCUUAAGUGUUUACUCUGUCUGUUUUCCAGGAGGGGGCCCACAGGACCAAGAUUUGGACCUCAGAACGACAAACUGAAGCAGUGAGUAUAAACAUGUUCUUGGUUUAAACCCCCAGCUUGAGAUGAGAGGAGUUUUGGCAGAGCUCUGCGUUUUGGUGCUGCUAUUAUGUAACUCUCCAUGUUUACCAGAAAGUGCUAGUUGUUAGUGGAUUGUGUAAGAGAAGCGUUCAUGUGCAGGUUAUUGUGUAACCACACCAGAAUGGCGCGGCACCUCUGUGGUGGUCCGUCUGCACGGUAACCUGCAGCCAGAGAGUGGGAGUGGUGUUUGUUAGUCUGCCAUCAUGACUCUGGACCUGAACCUGAGCCCCUUGAGCUCAGAUCCUGACUCUGUUUAUGCUCAUGUGUGGUCACAUGUAUUUCUUUCUGGUGGUGUGUUUAUCAUGCUUAUAUUAUCGCCUAAAGCAUGCAAUCAAGCCUGAGAUCAACACUGUGAUUUUUCUGCUGAAACAAUCAGUUUAGCACUGCUGGAAAAUCUGAGAACACACAUUCCUUUGUCUUGUUUCUCACUUAUGAGCUCACUGUUUGUUUUAUUCUCCUGCCAACGCCCCCUCCUGCCCACCCUGCAUCCUCACAGAGCUAUUUCAGAGAGAUAUUGAGAAAUCAGAGAGGCUGAUGGGUAAUCUGGACAUGCCAUGCAAUGCUCAGGUGUAUGCACUUUGAGUAAAAGCUCUGAGGAGAUCACAGUGGGACUGAAAGCGUCUAUACAUGCCGCUGGAUGAGGCUUGAUUUAGAUUCAAGAUGCUUUAAGACGCUUUGUGCAACAAAAAGCCACAAAAAAACAGAAAAGUUUGAAACAAAUCUUCCUUUGAUCUCACCUGAUUCAUGUUUGACUCUGCCCUGUGUCCCCAGUGUGCAGUCUCAGGUGGACGAGGUGAUCGAUGUGAUGCAGGAGAACAUCUCCAAGGUGAUCGAGAGAGGAGAGCGACUCGACGACCUGCAGGACAAGUCAGGUGAGUCACGCUGCGACAGCUUGUGUUAGUUUGUACGUCCACAUGUGCACAAUCUGUGUUUUUGUUUUCAGAGUGAAAUAAAGUUUACAGCUCUAUUUCUGGACUGUUGUUUAAUUUUGAGCGCACACAUGGAGAGAGUUCAAAUGUGCACUGGUGUCCAGGUUAUGAUUGGCGUUUUUGGAGUAUCCUGCUAAUUUUGUAUGCAUGUAAACAAAAUAGAAAUCCAGAUCAGGCUUGAAAAAACACAGACAUGCUAGUCAGGGCACUCCCAUAAAAACCAGAAAUCAUCGGCAUGCAGAAAUGUGAUCCAGGUUUCUGAACCUGUAGUAGUUGAUACAGAUCACAGUGACUGAGAUGAUGAGAAGUAAAGAUAAACAUGGCCACAGUAUCCUGGAUCAAAGUCAUGAUCAUAUAAACAGAGAAAUGUAUGACUUAUUUUUAAUGUUUUAUUCAAUCAAAACCAGAUCAAAACACAGACACUAACAAGCAGGUCAAAGCGCUCGUGGUUUGCACGUGAAUUCCUCCUCUGGUUCUGGGAUCAUUCAGCCAUGUGCAGAAGCCAGCAGGAACAUUUCUGCAGUGUGCAUUAAAGAAGACUAAGCAUGCAUUAAAGUUAAUUUAAUUUUAUUACAAGAAAAUCCUUUUUUAAAGAGAGAAGGGUUGCUCUGUGAAAAACAUCUGCAGACUGGGAUUCCUGCACACACAGAGCAGUUAAAGCUCUGUGCCGAGGUGAUGGAGCCUCCCUGUAAACAUGUUCACCAAACUCUAAAGCUUUAAUGUCAUCUCCAGCUUUAGUGUUUUAACAGGUGUGAGUCUAAAAGUGGACUCGCUCAUCACACGCCUGAUGUGUGAAACAUUUUUUACAACUGGCUGCCAUCAACAGACCCUCAUUCUCCUCCUCUUUUCUUUUUUUGUCUUCUUCUUCCACCACUUAUUUAUCAUUUAUUUUAUUAAUCUUUAUUAAACAGUUUAAUCCUUCUAUCCAGAGGUCUACCUACCCAUCUACCUACUUACCUAGCUACCUGUCACAAAAAAGUAUGUGUUUAUGAUAGUUAGUAGUUGAAAUGGACAGCAGGAAGUUACUCAGGGGUCAGUGACAUUCAUAAUCUAUCAAAUCUCUCCUUCUUCUCUGUCUUUUUUUCUCUUCUUUUCUCUGUCUUAAACUCUCCCUCCUUAUUUUUCUUUGUCUUCUCCUCAUCUUAUCAGUCUUGAUCUUCCUCUCCUGUUUUUUAAGCUUCUCCCCCUCUUCUCCUCAUCUUUUUCCCUCUUUCUUAAUUUUCUUAUUUUUUUGUUUUCAUCUUCUUUCCAUCUUCUUCUCUGUCUUCAAGGUUCUUCCUUUCCUUUUAGGUCUUUGCCUUUACUGUUUCUCUCCUCAUCUGCUGUUUUUCUGUCCUCCUAAAUCUCUGUUUUCCUCUGUCUUCUUUUUUCAUCCCUUCAUUUUCUCUCUUUAGCCUCUUCUCUGGCUUCACCUUUUGUUUUUCUUUGUCUUUAUCUUCUUGCCUUCUUUCUCUCUGCUUAUCUUCUCACAUCUUUUGUCUUAAUUUUCUUCUUGUAUUUUAUUUCUUCAUCAUUUUCUUCUCUCUUACGUCUUAGGAGACGCCCUGUCUGCUUCUUUUUCUUUGUUUUUAUCCAUCUCUCUUCUCUUUUUUGUCUGUCUCCUGUUUCCUUUAUUUCAUCAUGUUCUUCUCUUCUCCCUCUGUGCUCAUCUUCUUUUUAUCUUUUUCUGUCUUCAUCUUCUUUCCUUUCCUCCUUCAUCUGACUCUUCUUUUCUGUCCUCUGUUUUUUGUCUCUCUCUCUCGAUUAUUCUCUUUGACUACAUCUCUUUUUUCUUUUCUGCUGUUAUCUUCCCCUCUUUUUCUUUUUUUAUUUGUAUUUCACUUUUUUUCUUUUCUUCAUAUAUUUCUUUAAUCUUUUUUUCCCCCUUUGUCUUUAUUUAGGUCCAUUCUUCCUUUAAUGUUUUAAUGUCUGUAUUAUUCUGGUUUUCACAUUUUUUGGUCUAUGUCGUCUUCUUUGUCCUCACUUUCUUUUCUUUUCUUUUCUUUUCUUUUCUUUCUUAUUGUUCAUAAUACUGAAGUUCCUCUCUGGGGAUCAGUCAAGUAUUAUCUUAUUUGAUAUAGAUUUUCCUCAUCAACUGUGUCUUAUUUCUGUCUUUAUACUUUUCAUAGGCUUCAUCAUCCUCUUUGCCUUCUUUGUUUACUUCUUACCCUUCUUUUUCUUCUACUUCCUUCUCUCCCUUUCCUCUCUUUUCUCUUUCCUCCUUUCUUCUUCUUCUCUUCCUGAUGUUUAAUCACUGAACAGAUGACUCUGUCGUUUCUCUCAGCCCUCCUCAGACAGAUGUUGUGUAACUUUGUCUUUCCAUCAUGUUAAGCAGCCAAAUGAGACAAAGACACAUCUGGACCACAUCUGUCUCCCUGUGUGUGAGAGAGUCUAUUGUAAGCUGAUGUUUGUGGACCUGGUGUGUGUGUGCGUGCGUGUUGUUCCUAAUAGCUGCCUCCAUGUUGGUGUUUUACCACCCUGUGAUUGACAGGUGCAGCGUGCAGGUGACCUGUAGUUAAAUUCCUGCAGGUUAACAAGCGUUUUUCUCAGAAGCUUCAUGUGAGUGUUCGUCUUUUGAACAGCAGGUUGAUGGACACACAGGCCAGCAAACAGUCUAUGCGAACACACCCACACACACACAACACAGAAUAAAAUAGCGCCAAGAAGGGACGAGGAAAAGAACAUCCCUGCACGCGAGGGAGUCAAUCCCUUCCCAUGAACAUGCACAAACAUCAUGCUAACGACUAUAACCAACAAACAGAGAGAGGGCGAGUGGCGUGGGUGAUGAUGGCGUCAGCCUCCCAACAUUUAGAAAACCUGUUUGUACUCUGCUGCGGAUAAACUGUUUAUAGCAUGACGUCUUCAUAUGAUAAUCUUUUCUUAAUUUUUCAGCUCAUUGAGGACUUAUAUAAGAAUGACACCUCAGAGCCACACACACACACACACACACACACACACACACACACACACACACACACACACACACACACACACACACACACACAGCUCAGUCUGUGUAUGUGUUGUUUUUGGCAUUGAAAAAACACUCAGUCACACACACUGACAUUUACAAACAUCCUCGUCCUCCAUCCUGGCAUCAGAUAUUCAGAGACAUAAAUAAACAGUUAAUAUAAAACACUUGCGUAAAUAAAAAGUGACUCUAGAAAAUAAAUAUUACUGGAUUUUUGAGCCAGAUUUUACAAUGUCAAAGUGACCUCAGUGUGAGGGUUGUUGUGGGAUUGUUUUGAGUUCAUGCAAUAAGACAGGAAUGUGCAAAAAGCCUCAGAAGGCUGCUCUCAAGAACUUAUUUAAACAUGUAGCACUUUUUUAGUCAUAAGCCACUGAUAAGCCAGUGUGGUGUUGUGUUGUUUAGCCCUGUUACAUGUGAUCAAUCAAUCAAUCAAUCAAUCAAUCAAUCAAUCAAAUUUUUUGUAUAAACGGCCAAUUCACAACAGUCGUUAUCCCAGGAUGCUUUCCAAAAAAAGAGCAGGUCUAGACCACGCUCAUUGUUUGAUGGAUUACCAAGACCCAACCUUUAGAUGGGACAGAUUUGACCUAUCUCAUCUAACAUGAGUGACAGUGGCAAAGAAAGACUUCCUUUUAACAGGCAGAAACCUUGAGCAAGACCAGACUCGUGCUAGACAGCCACUAAGCCGCUGCUGAGUUGGGGAGAAACACAGAGAGAGAUAGGGAGAGAGAGAGAGAACAAGGGAGAAAGAAGGAGAAAGAGAAUGAGUAAGGGAGAGGGAGGGAGGGAGGGAGGAAAGAGAAUGAGGGUGAGAGAGAGAGAGACAGGGGACAGCAGCAAUACUGAAACAACAACAACAACAGUUCAUACAGAGUUGUGGUUGCAGAGCAAGUAAUGAUGAAACAAAAUGAAUUCAGUUUACAGGAUUAGGAUAUAGUAAUUAUGGACACUGUUAAAUUAAUUUAAUGUGAUUACAGUCAGCAGGACUAACAGUUGUUAACUCUAGUUUUAUGUUAUUAAUGUUGGUGAGGCUGAUGUUCAUGUCUGCAGUAACAGUCCAGAGGAACCUAAGAGGAGAAGGAGCUCAGGACCUGAGGUGGACAAUCAUAGACGAUGCGGCUGGAGUCAAGCAGGUCCACAGCAGCCAACUGCCUGUAGCAUCAGUCAAGAGGAACAUGUGAUGCAGAGAGUGUUGAGAAAACUUAAAUUAUUAAAAUCACAGCAUCCUCUGCAAAAGUCUUAUCACAAUCAUUUUGAUUGAUGUUGUUAUCUUUGGUUAUUAAAAAGUGCAUCACACACAUUUAUCAACCUAAAACCUCUUAAGAGCUAAAAAAAACCCCUCUGUAAUUCUUUGAAAAACUCAAUAAGUUUGAAAAACUGUGUCGCCUACCUUGUUUGUUUGUCCAACUAGAUGACAUAAAGAAGUCAAAUGUACUACAACUGAGAGGGAUUGUGCAUCAUUCUCACACUCGCCUCCUCCUGCUCCUCUCUCUGCUCUCCUCUCUCCCCCUGUAGCUGCCUGAUAGUUUGUUGCAUGGCCUGUUGUAUAAAUCUGCUUGUAUUUUCUCCAGGUGGAUUCAAAUCCUGUCUUGCAGAAAUUUCUUGAGAAAUUGUAUUUUUUUGCUGUUGUCAGGAGUUCGAGGUUCAUAUUGCUGAGGUUUUACAGCUGUCAGAUUCAGCUUUAUGUUAAAAAAUGCCGCUCCUCUCCUCCUCUUUUUUAACCUCGGUCUCUUCUGUGGUCCUGUGACUUCUCAGAGAGCCUAUCAGACAACGCUUCAGCCUUCAGCAGCCGAGCCAAACAGCUGCACAGGAGGAUGUGGUGGAGAGACAUGAAGGUGAGCUGUUAGUGUGUGUGUCUGCUUUGUCUUCGUAUGCAUCUAAAGUAUCUGAGUAUUUACUGUGUUUUUUUUUCUCUCCACAGAUGAAGAUCAUAAUCGCUCUGGUAGUUUUCGCUCUCCUGCUCAUCAUCAUCAGUGAGUUUAACAUCAACUUGAAUCCACUUUGAUGAUUAUAACCUGCAGAACUUUGAAUUUCUUUCUCUCCAUCUCUUUCAGUUCCAGUGAUUCUGCGAUACCGCUAGAGUCCAACCAGGAGGACAAGGAGAACCCUCCUCCUCCUUCUCCUCCUCCUCAUUAGUCUUUGCACACAGUCCCUCAUCCUGCCAGGGGGCGCCAGCCAACCUCCCAUUCCCCCACCAUGUCAGCCCCAGGACCCUGACGGUGAACUGGACCUCUCCUCAGUGCAGAUCUUUAUUAAUCUGCUCUACGAUCCGUACUGAGGCUUAGACUGUAGAAAGGGAUCAUGGGAAAUCUGGGGAAUCUUUAAUGCAUUUUAAGAGAAAAGCUGCCUCUCAGUUCUGUAGAUAUCACACAGCAGAGCUCCACUCCAUCAGAUAACCACAUUUAGCCUCACGGGGACUCCUCACAUAGAUAGAAACUGUAAACUAGCUGAACCUGCUGCAGCAGACUCGUUUCAAGACGCUUUAACCUUCAGCAGACGAACCUCACAUGUCUACCCAUGAUUCCUUGUGUGCCGGCCUCAGAGUAGGAAUAUUUAAAGGGAAUUUAUCGCAACAUGAGGCGAGGGAACAUCUGAGGUUCAUCUGCUCGCUCACACCCUUUGAAUCCUCCACAGUCAGAUGAAUUGACGUGUCAGGUGUGAUUCCUGGUCAGCUCAGUGAAUAGAAAGAAGGUCCAUCUGUGCAGAAACAUCCCGUCCGCUCUCUGACUUGAUUCUCCUCCAUAAAUCUCUGCUCCUGAAUAUGAAUGUCUCCUCGCCCUCCUGCAGAGCCGUGGCGAGCUCUGGAGCCGUUUGGUCACGACGGUCGGUCCUGUUUUGGUUUGACUCUGUCUCUGAUUCUGCUUCUGUGUUUCUCCACUGUUGUUGUCUCUCUCUGCUCGCUGUGAUGCUCGUACAGACGCUGGUGUGUACUCUAAAGGGACCGUCUGUGUGUCUGCACUGUUACGUUUGAGGACACUGAGCUGUGGAACAAAAUCUAGGUGUCAUUAAUUUACUGUUUAAUACAUUUUAUUAUUUGAAUGUAAUUUAUUUUAGCUGUAAAUAAUCUGUCAGGAUGUAUGAUACUCUGGCAAUGCAUUGGAAGACUGUGAGAUCCUUUAUGCUCUGAAAUAAAGUGGUUUAAAAGAUUGA
Molecule: messenger RNA, 16824 nt
Organism: Xyrichtys novacula (pearly razorfish)
Lineage: Eukaryota; Metazoa; Chordata; Actinopteri; Labriformes; Labridae
Source: the annotation of a GenBank genome assembly